AUGCCUCGCAAAAAGAUUGCCAAGAAAACAAACACUUCUGGUCCUGACGCCGCGACCACCAUUGAUUCAAGCAACCAACUGAGUGUUGUUUUGCUGGAUGACACUGCCGGCAUCCGACGGUUUGCUAAUGACGUGUCUGUCGUGAGUCGCGAUCUGGAUCAAGUCCUAACAACUUUAAAAACAAAACUCCAGAUUACCACACACGCAGCGCCGAAGAGAUUUAUCUCUGCCGUAGAACGCCUACCUGUGGAAAGUCUCUCAAAGAUAUUCAUCUUGACCCGACCUCGACCGAAGAUUGAACAUAUCGAUCAUUACUUUGGCACUCUCGACGAGGGGUUUGGUGUAUCUUUUAACGCAUCACAGGUCUGUAGGCGCUGGAGAAGUAUUGCGCUCGAUCUCCCACGCCUGUGGACCCCUAUACAUCUUAUCGGGUCUCAGGCAACAUUGAAAAGCAAGUUAGAGCCGCAGCUCACGAUGCUCUCAAGAACCGCGUCCUUACCCGUCUACCUUGUUGUGGGCAUUCCCUCGGUCAAUGUUCAAUUCUUAAACCGAUGCGAGAAAGGUCUUCUAUCGACCUUCGAGGAACGCUGCAAAGGGAUAGACAUAUACGCCGUGCAAGACAAGAAAAAGAACACCGUCUCUUUCCCGUAUACAAAGAUACGAGGGCUUCUUUCUCGGUUCGACAAAGUGGAGAAGCUCAUGCUCAUAGGUUUCGACUUUGACACCGAUCUGACAGCUCCAUUUACGAGCUGGCGCAACCUCACACACCUUCACGUACGACUGUGUUCCCAGAACAGCGUCCAAGUGUUUUGCUCCUUUUCCAUCCCUCGCUUGAACGUGCUGGUCCUUGAGCUGGAUCGAGGGACGAUUCUUCCGGAUCUAGCGUCGAUUUCAUACAGCUAUCCUAACCUCACGGAUUUCUUCAUAUGUGGUCAAUUCAGCCAGCGAUCAGAGCCGCUCUACCAUUCGCAGAUCGAACGACUUGCCGUCAUUCGCGCUGGUGCCCGCGGAUGCUCAUUCCUACUGGACACAGCCAUCGUUCCCUCCCUUACGGAGCUCGCCGUCUCUUUUGACAGCAACACGGAAAACCUCGUGGCCGGACUGGUAUCGCGUUCAGAAUGCCGCCUCCGUCGACUAGGACUUGCCAGCUACGCUCUCAUGGUGGAUGGUAGUGGGGAAGAGCGAUGCACUCAGAUUAGUGAAAGGCUCGCUGUCCCGAUCGUCGAAUGCGACGCCGACUGGUGCACCAUGAAGAUGAUGAGAGACCUGAAGACGCGAUGGUAUGAGCAGGAGUACGUUAUGUCUCCCUACAGCUAG
Messenger RNA from Coniophora puteana RWD-64-598 SS2, 1317 nucleotides. RefSeq lists its product as uncharacterized. The coding region runs from base 1 to 1317 and encodes 438 amino acids. Lineage: Eukaryota; Fungi; Basidiomycota; Agaricomycetes; Boletales; Coniophoraceae. The record is from RefSeq and is a predicted model, not a curated record. The transcript has a single exon.